Messenger RNA from Fusarium vanettenii 77-13-4, 1479 nucleotides. RefSeq lists its product as uncharacterized. NCBI's taxonomy places the organism in Eukaryota, Fungi, Ascomycota, Sordariomycetes, Hypocreales, Nectriaceae. The transcript is spliced from 3 exons. Gene Ontology annotation, molecular function: heme binding; iron ion binding; monooxygenase activity. Bases 1 to 1479 code for a protein of 492 amino acids. The record is from RefSeq and is a predicted model, not a curated record.
AUGCCGUCGUUGGUGUCUCUUGAGGAGCUCACAGCGACCAAGGUCUUGGUCACUUUUCUCACUAUUGUCAUCAUUGUCCCGAGAGUCUUCACUGUGAUCAAGAAUGCCUUCUCUCCUAUUAGCUCCAUUCCUGGCCCUCUCCUGAACAAGCUGAGUCCAUGGCCAUUGACCAUUGCAACCAUCAAGGGCACGAGUCACCACUUUGCGCGCUCUCUCCAUGAGAAAUAUGGCCCUAUCGUCGUCCUCGCACCAGGCAUGAUCGCCGUCGCCGACACAAAGGAGAUUAAGCGCAUCAUCCAGACAGAGGAUUGGACCAAGUCUGAAGCCAUCUAUGGCAACUUUCGUCAAGACCCUCAACGUCCCACGCUUCUGGCGUACACGGACAAGAAGGCAUAUUCCAAGCGCAAGCGUAUGCUGUCUUCCAUGUUUGGCAUCAAGUACAUCCGAAGCAUGGAGCCCAUCAUGAUGACUUGUGUUGAAGCCGCAGUCAGGCAGCUGAACAAAUUCUGUGAUGAAGGCUCCCAGGGUGCUGCUGUCGUGGAUAUGCAGCAUCUCAUCCACAGUCUGGCCAUUGACGUUAUUGGUAUCACCACUUUUGGAGGCAGUCUUCACGUCGUUGACAAUGGAAGCCAUCCUCUGCCAUCUCGUCUCAAGGCCGGCCUUAGAAUCGCCGGCUUGAUGCAGUUGAUCCCCUGGAUCCGUUUCAUUCCCUUCCUCCCUACGCGCGACCCGUACGUCGACAAGUUUACCUACGACAUUGUCGAUGGGCGUCGACAGGAGCUAGAGUCAAGUCAACACAGUGACCUUCUGCAGAAGCUUGUCGAGGCCAGCGAUGACUCUCCCGGCUCAGACUUCCGUACUUCAGACGUCCAAGAUGAGAGUGUUGUCAUGCUCACUGCAGGAAGCGAGACGACAGCCAAUGCAGAGCUCUUUACCCUCAUGAUGCUACUCAAGAACCCCGAAGUCAUGAAUAAGCUAGUAGAUGAGGUCGAUCAGUGGUAUCCACCUUCGGAACCGGAUCGUCAGACAGAUUGUGGCUACUCUCAAGCUGGAAUGGCGUAUCUCCAAGCUUGUAUCGACGAGACAAUGCGUCUCGUACCUGGUCAAGCAACCGGAAGCCCGCGUGAAACAUCCAAGGACGACGUGGUUCUCGGCUAUCGCAUCCCUGCGGGCACAACCGUAUUCCCCAACACACAAGAAAGUCACAUGCAAGAUGCCCACUGGGAAGAACCCCAAAAGUUUGUUCCAGAGCGUUGGCUUGAAGCCCAGGCCGCAAACAUGCCGUACUGGCCCUUUUCAGCAGGAAGCCGCGUGUGCAUUGGCAAGCACUUUGCAUUCCAGGAGAUGCAUCUCACUCUGGUGACGCUGCUGCGGAAGUUCAAGUUUGAGUAUGUAGACGGCCAGGAUGAGAGCACUGUCUUUCGUGUUGCGCAGCAGCUAAAGGCUGAGUCUUACCGGAUGAAGGUAUCAAAGAGAUAG